AUGCAACACGGCAUCAAACGUACGAUUCUUUCCAAAGAGGCAAGACAGGACAAGUAUGAACGAGACGCUAUAAAGAUCUCCACGUACCGUAAUUUAACGGCUACAAUAUUCCAGAGAAGAGCAGAGCUGGACUUUUCCACAGAAGCAUUAGAAUUGGCCACCAAUUUACUUAAUUUGAACCCGGAAUUCUACUCGGUAUGGAACUACCGGAGAGAAAUCCUCUUGGAUUUGAUAAAGAAGGAGCCGGGAUCCAAGAAGACCCGUUUGGAGUACGAUUUGAAGAUGAUUAUGGCGUUUUUGAGGAGGUACCCGAAAUGCUACUGGAUCUGGAACCAUCGUGUGUGGUGCCUUCAGGAGCUAGCUACUUCUAACGAGGCCAACUGGGCGUUUGAGUUGGGCAUAGUGUCGAAGUUGUUGGAAAUGGAUGCCAGGAACUACCAUGGUUGGCAGUACAGAAGAUUCGUGGUGGAAUCCAUGGAGGAUAGCAAAAAGCACAAUGCCAGCAAUAGCGACGAAUAUGCCACUGAAUUAUUGGAGAUAACCUUCAAAGAAUAUCAGUACACUACCGCCAAGAUAAACAACAAUAUAUCCAAUUUCUCUGCGUGGCACAAUAGAUCUAAAGUCAUUCCGAAGUUGUACAGGCUAUGGAAACUGCACGGGCAAAACUCUGACCAGUAUAGGGAACUCGUGACCACUUUCCAAUCACCUUACUCGAUCUUGAUUCACGAAUUGGAACUAAUCAAAACAGGAAUGUACAUGGAUGCGGACGAUACUUCAAUCUGGUUGUACUUGCAGUGGUUGCUCACUGACCAGUUGUUUGUGGAUGAUUUGAAUAAGCGUGAGGAUGGAAGUGACGGGAAGAAAUCAUUUAGAUCCAUUUUAGAUGAGGAAUUGGACAUCAUUGAAGAAUUGAACGAAUUGGAGAAAGACGAUCACCCGGAAAACAAGGACCAUGUUUGGUGCUUAAAGAGUAUAAUUGUGAUCAAAAAGUUAAUAGCCAAGGAAUUAGUGGACAAAGAGCAAAAGUAUAGGGUGGAGCUGGAAAUUAAAGAAGCCUUUGAGAAAUUGAUUGAACUCGAUCUGCUCAGAAAAGGGAGGUAUAUUGAUCAGUUGAAGGAGUUCAGAGAGGAGGUAACGACUGUGUGA
Messenger RNA from Dujonia railenensis, 1146 nucleotides. NCBI's taxonomy places the organism in Eukaryota, Fungi, Ascomycota, Pichiomycetes, Serinales, Debaryomycetaceae. The record is from the annotation of a GenBank genome assembly.